AGGGAAGGUAUCUAUCUACCAGUAAUGUUGUAUAUACAUGGAGAAUCUUAUGAAUGGAAUUCCGGAAAUCCUUAUGAUGGAAGUGUAUUGGCAAGUUUUGGAAAUGUGGUUGUGAUCACUUUUAAUUAUCGUCUUGGAGCAUUAGGUUUUCUUCCAACCUUGGAUGAUUAUGCUCGAGGAAAUUAUGGUAUCAUGGAUCAAGUUGCGGCUUUACAUUGGAUAAGAGAAAAUAUUGCUGAAUUCGGAGGUGAUGCAAGAAAUAUUACAAUAUUUGGACACGGAUAUGGAGCGGCAUGUGUCAACUUACUGAUGUUAUCUCCAAUGGCUAAAGGAUUGUUUCAUCGAGCAAUUAUGCAGAGUGGUUCCGCACUCAGUUCUUGGGCAUUAGCACCAAAUGCAAUUAGUUACGCCCACGAAUUAGCACGCAAGUUGGGUUGUCCAAUACAGAAAAGUUCCGAAUUGGUGGAUUGUAUGAGAGAGAAAUCAGUCGAAGAUAUUAUGAAAAUACAACUAGAUGUUCCAGAGCAUUUGACAAGCUUUGGCCCAACUGUCGAUGGAACUGUCAUCCCAAAGGAACCAUCUAUUCUCAUGGAGGACAGUAAUAAUCUUUAUGGACAGUACGAUCUGCUAUUUGGUGUGACGAGGAUAGAAUCUUAUUUCCAGUUUUCAUUCCAUGAAGACAAAUCCGGUAUUGAGCCGGAUCGAAGAGAUCGACUUUUACGUACUCUUGUACGAAAUCUAUUCACUUAUCAUCUUCAAGAGAUAUUUCUUACAAUUGUCAACGAAUAUACUGACUGGACCAAACCUGUUCAGCAUCCGAUCAAUGUUUUGGAUGGUACAGCUGAUGCACUCGGUGAUGCUCUUGUCGUAGCUCCUCUAAUCAGGACAGGAAAUUAUCAUUCUCAUGUGCAAAUGAAAACUUAUUUCUACGUUUUUGCUUAUCAAUCAGAAGAAGGAAACUAUACACAAAGGAUGGGUUGUAUUCAUGGUGAAGACUUGCCUUAUGUAUUCGGAGCUCCAUUGAUCGGAUCUCUGUCUUAUUUCAAUAGAAAUUACAGUAAAUCCGAAAUAGCGCUAUCUGAAGCAGUAAUGACUUAUUGGACUAAUUUCGCUAAAGUUGGUGACCCAAACAUUCACGCACACGAGAUUGAUUCGACUUCUGAAAGAGGAAGAGGGAGAUUCGAGCGCUUCAUGUGGCCCAGAUAUGAAGAUGUACAUCAAAAAUAUUUAAUGAUAGGUAUGAAACCUAAGGUUAGAGAUCAUUAUCAUGCACAUCGUCUCUCGUUAUGGUUGCAAUUAAUACCGAAGCUGCACCAAGCAGGAAGCACAGUUACUUCACUACAGCAUCACCGGUUGCAAGAUCACGAUAACCUUCUCACUUACGAUGGUCACGUACGUGAAGUUCGCUAUCCUCCGCCUCCCUCACCAACUUCUACCAUAUCUCAAAUACCCGGAAUAUCCAUAGCUACUCCGAAAGGUGGCGGAAAUGAAAGCAGUAUUUCAGAUACUCCUCCACCUACUUCGGAUCAUCCCACAGCUCAGGUUCCGAAUACUUCGGAGUCUAUGGCUGUGGUGAUGCAAUAUGGUCGUUACUCUACGGCUCUAAGCGUAACUAUAGCCGUCGGAUGCUCACUUUUAAUCUUAAAUGUUCUCAUAUUUGCUGGCGUUUAUUAUCAGAGAGAUAAAAAUAGGUUGGAAGCAAAAUUACAGAAGCGAAAUUAUAAGGUUCAUAAGCCAAAUGAAGGCGAACAAAACAUUCCAGGCAUUGCACCAAACAAAACUUCUAUAAGGGCUCCACCUCCUUCUCCUGCUGGUCAGUCUCAAAUCUAUCCUGCAACUCAACCUAUACAGGCUGAAUCAAUUAAUAAUGUUCCGCCCAAAGUUCCACCGAAGCCAACUUUAUCACCACCACAGAGUUCGGUGCCUGAAACUCAACCUCUAUUGCCAUGUGGGGCUGUAAGGACCCCUCUAGUAAGAGCUGUCAACCAACAAGAAAUGAGAGUGUAAUGAUGUCACCACAUUUCUGACAGCGAACCAAAGGAAGGAAGGGAAGAGACAACAGUGUGAAGCUUCUGCUACGUCGGGGACCACUAUAAAUUCGCUCACCAGUUGAGCUGGUGCGUAUUACAUGACAACCAGAAGCCUUCAAGCAAAAUAACAAGAUACGUGGAGCAUUCUUUCCCCACAAAACUUCGUCAACGUAGAGUUGGUGUCAAUGACAAUCUAUGUUGUGUCCUUUGUGAUCUUCCUUCUAAUACUGUAAAUUUAUCGUUACAUCAUACUCUGUUAUGUUUUAUUUUUUCUCCUCCUCUUUCUGUUUUGCAAUGCACCAGUACAACGAUGACACUGAUUCUACAAGAAAGAGUUCAGUUUAGUGAAAUACUGCCUUACAAAGAAAUAAGUCCAGUUCUGAAGCAGAUAGAGUGUUUUCUACAGUUAGAACCGAAACAUUCCCUAUUUAUAGAAGGGAUUUUCCAUUUUCAAAAGAAAAUUUGUUAUCUUAGGUAAUGUUAUGCUUUUUGAUUUAUUAAAUCUAUAUUAUAUGGAAUGAGCUUGCUUUAAAAAAUCUCAAUUUAGUCAUAAAAUUAUGACAGAACUGUAUUUGUCUUUAUGUACAGUAUUUGAUGUAUAUGUAUGUACAUAAAUUUGAAACAAAACAAAAAAAAAAUGUCAUGUGAAAGGUCAUGAAAAAUAUUGAAAGUAGUAAUUCCUGAUUAAAUAACGCUAAUAAUUACAAUAAUUAAAAUAAAU
This is a messenger RNA of Centruroides sculpturatus (bark scorpion), 2751 nucleotides long. Its product is annotated as neuroligin-2-like. Gene Ontology annotation, cellular component: synapse; cell surface; postsynaptic membrane. The transcript is spliced from 8 exons. Gene Ontology annotation, molecular function: signaling receptor activity; cholinesterase activity; neurexin family protein binding. The record is from RefSeq and is a predicted model, not a curated record. Gene Ontology annotation, biological process: chemical synaptic transmission; neuron cell-cell adhesion; synaptic vesicle endocytosis. The coding region runs from base 25 to 2007 and encodes 660 amino acids. Lineage: Eukaryota; Metazoa; Arthropoda; Arachnida; Scorpiones; Buthidae.